GAAAAAUUAGUAUUUUCUACCUUCUGAAAUUAAUGGCCAUGAGUUCGUAUAUGGUGAACUCUAAGUACGUGGACCCCAAGUUUCCUCCGUGCGAGGAAUAUUUGCAGGGUGGCUAUCUAGGCGAGCAGGGAACCGACUACUACGGCAGCGGCGCACAGGGCGCCGACUUCCAGCCCUCGGGGCUCUACCCACGGCCCGACUUCGGUGAGCAACCCUUCGGAGGCGGCGGGCAGGGGCCUGGCUCAGCGCUACCGGCGCGGGGUCACGGACAGGAGCCGAGUGGCCCAGGAAGUCACUACGGUGCCCCGGGAGAGCCGUGCCCAGCGCCCCCGCCUGCGCCCCUGCCUGGCGCCCGGGCCUGCAGCCAGCCCACCGGCCCCAAGCAGCCGCCCCCGGGGACAGCCCUCAAGCAGCCGGCUGUGGUCUACCCCUGGAUGAAGAAGGUGCAUGUGAAUUCGGUGAACCCCAACUACACCGGCGGGGAGCCCAAGCGUUCCCGGACAGCCUACACCAGACAGCAAGUCCUAGAACUGGAAAAGGAAUUUCAUUUUAACAGGUAUCUGACCAGACGCCGUCGGAUUGAAAUCGCUCACACCCUGUGUCUGUCAGAGCGCCAGAUCAAGAUCUGGUUCCAGAACCGGAGGAUGAAGUGGAAAAAAGACCACAAACUGCCCAACACCAAGGGCAGGUCUUCUUCUUCCUCCUCAUCUUCCUGCUCCUCCUCUUCAGCUGCCCCCAGCCAGCAUUUGCAGCCCAUGGCCAAGGACCACCACACGGACCUGACGACCCUAUAGAAGUGGGGACCCUGAGCCCAUCCCUCCCUGCACUCCAGGUUGAGGCGAAGCUGCGGGUGCAGGCGGGGCCUGCUGUCACCUCACUGGGCUCUAAGGUACUGUGGGGGUGGACCUGGGAC
This is a messenger RNA of Microtus oregoni (creeping vole), 913 nucleotides long. It is a transcript of the gene Hoxd4, whose product is annotated as homeobox D4. NCBI's taxonomy places the organism in Eukaryota, Metazoa, Chordata, Mammalia, Rodentia, Cricetidae. The record is from RefSeq and is a predicted model, not a curated record. Gene Ontology annotation, cellular component: nucleus. Bases 33 to 794 code for a protein of 253 amino acids. The transcript has 2 exons. Gene Ontology annotation, biological process: anterior/posterior pattern specification; embryonic skeletal system morphogenesis; regulation of transcription by RNA polymerase II. Gene Ontology annotation, molecular function: DNA-binding transcription factor activity, RNA polymerase II-specific; RNA polymerase II cis-regulatory region sequence-specific DNA binding.